CAACGACAGCUAGAAACUGAAGGAAAGACGCACUUUGUACAAUAUUAAGAUGGUGGAUUUUUCAUAACAGCUUUUUGACAAAGAAUAGGUUGCAGGCUACAGCUAGCCUAAGUUGAUUUGACACGGCGAUUCGGUGAAGAAAGACAAUGUGCCUAAGAGCGCUCCAUCUGUAAACAACCGACGUUUUCAUGCAAUAUCUCUGUGUCUCCGGUGAUGGGAUAUGAUGGAGGACAAAGGCCCUCGCGUAGCCGACUACUUUGUGGUGGCCGGCCUCACCGACUCCUCCAAGCCCCUGGAGGAGGAGCUCCACCAGCAGGCCGAUGAGUCGUGCCAGCGCCCCGCGGGCCCCUCGGCCGGCGGCCAGGGCCGGGCGCCCAUCACCGACGUGGCGGUGGUCAUCCGCUCGCAGGGCGAGGAGGUGCCGCGCGGCUACACCUGCGUGGAGACCACCCCCUCGGGGCUGCCCGCCGAGCUCAACGCCGGCACGCUCAUGGGGCCGCAGAUCUUCCUGUGCUACCGCAGGGGCAGGGACAAGCCUCCCCUCACGGACCUGGGAGUGCUGUAUGAGUGGCGGGAGAAGCUGAAGCCGGGCUGUCACAUCAUCCAGACCACGCCGUCCGGUCGCCCGGCCAACAUCAGCAACUCCUCCUCCCAGCGCAUCUACAUCACCUACCGCCGCGCCCACGAGAGCCACUCCCACGCCUCAUUGGCCGUCACCGACAUCUGCGUCAUCAUCCCAGGGAAAGGGGAGACGCCCCCUCACACCUACUGCAAAGUGGAGAAGAACCUCAACAGCAGCAUGUGGGGGUCGUCUGUGUACCUCUGCUACAAGAAGUCUCUGGCCAAAACCAACACGCUGGCAUUCAAAGCAGGUCUGGUCUCCCGGUUCCCAGAGGAGGACUACGAGUCGUUUCCACUGCCCGAGUCGGUGCCUCUCUUCUGCCUGCCCAUGGGGGCGUCCAUCGAGUGCUGGCCCGCACACACCAAAUACUCCUUGCCUGUCUUCUCAACGUUCGUCCUCACUGGAGCCUCUGGGGAGAAGGUGUAUGGGGCAGCCAUCCAGUUCUACGAGGCCUACUCGGAGGAGGGUCUGACGGAGAGGCAGCGUGUGCAGCUGGGCCUGCAGGACGGGGGUCUGCGGUCAGACGCGUCCAUGACCGUCCACACCAACAAGAGCAUCUGCCUGCUCUCCCACUGGCCCUUCUUCGACGCCUUCCGCAGCUUCCUCACCUUCCUCUACCGAUACUCCAUCUCCGGCCCGCACAUCCUCCCCAUAGAGAAGCACAUCUCCCACUUCAUGCACAAAGUGCCCUUCCCCUCCUCACAAAGGCCUCGCAUCCUGGUUCAGCUGUCUCCACACGAUAGCCUGAUGCUGAGCCAGCCAGUGUCCUCUCCUCUGCCCUUGAGUGGAGGUCGUCUGUCCACGCUGCUGUUGAACCUGGGCCCCAAGAACGCCGCCAGCCUGCUGGUCCUGGCCGUCACCGAGCACAAGAUCCUGCUGCACUCGCUCCGUCCGGCCGUGCUGACCAGCGUGGCCGAGGCCCUGGUCUCGAUGAUCUUCCCGUUCCACUGGCCGUGCCCGUACAUCCCGCUGUGCCCGCUCGCCCUGGCCGACGUCCUCAGCGCCCCGUGCCCCUUCAUCGUGGGCGUCGACUCGCGCUACUUCGACCUCUACGAACCCCCGGCCGACGUGAGCUGCGUGGACCUGGACACCAACACCAUCUCCCACAAAGAGGACAGGCGAUCGCUGACCUGGAAGAUCCUGCCGAGGAAAGCCUGCAAACAUUUGAUCAACGCUCUGAGCAGCCUCCACCAGCAGCUGGCUGACGGUGAUCUGGUGACUCGGGAGGACGGGCAGAUGGAGCCGGCCAUGAGUGAGCGUGAUCCCGGCGGCGGCGGCGGGGGCAAGAGCCUGCAGACCCUGGAGCUGGAGAUCCAGGAGGCCUUCCUGCGCUUCAUGGCGGCCAUCCUCAAGGGCUACCGCUCCUAUCUGCUGCCCAUCACCGAGGCGCCCUCCGAGAAGGCCACCGACGCCAGCUCGCUCUUCGACCUGCAGGGCUUUCUGAAGAGCCGCGAUCGCUCGCACCAGAAGUUCUACUCGCUCAUGACCAAGACCCAGAUGUUCAUCCGCUUCAUCGAGGAGUGCUCUUUCGUCAGCGACAAAGAUGCCAGCUUGGCCUUCUUCGACGACUGCGUCGACAAGCUCUUCGGAGCGGAGAAAGGAGGCAAGGUGGACAGUGAGAAGCUGGAGGACGCUCGGCUCAUUGAGCUGGAUAAGUCCCACCGCAGUGAGCACACCGUCUUCAUCACCCCCCCAGAGCUGCCCCCAGUACCCGAGGGAGAGGAGCCCACAGCCCGCUACAGUUACGCCGGGUUUCCCGCUCUGAGCGCCGAGCUCUGCCAGUCUCAAGAGGGGCAGCACGUUUCCAUGGCAAUCACGUCAGCCAGACAUGGCAGCCCCACCAGCCCCUCGGCAAUCUUCCGGCGCUCCAAGCAGGAGAUCAAGCUGGCCCAGAAGAUGGCCAAGACGUACUCGUCCAUCCCGCAGAUGUGGUCCAAGUGCCUGCUGCGGCACUGCCACGGCCUGUGGUUCAUCUGCCUGCCCGGCUACACCAGCGAGUGCCACUCCAAGGUGCGGGCGCUGCGCACUGCCUACGACCUGCUCCGCAGCAUGCAGGACAAGAAGCUGCAGCCGCCCGACGAGGUGUGUUACCGGGUGCUGAUGCAGCUGUGUGGUCAGUAUGGGCAGCCGGUGCUGGCUGUGCGUGUCCUGUUUGAGAUGAAGAAGGCCGGCGUCCAGCCCAAUGCCAUCACCUAUGGCUACUACAACAGGGCGGUCCUGGAGAGCACGUGGCCCUCCGCCACUAGAGGGGGCUACUUCCUGUGGGGGAAGCUGCGAAACGUGCUGCGGGGUGUGGUCCAGUUCAAACAGGUGUGGCGGAGGCAAGCGCCCGUCUCCAGGGAGACACACCUCUCAGACGCCAGCGAUCUGGACAGCCUGAGUCACGGAAGUGUGGACAGCGCUAACGACUCGGCCGAGCGUGCCUCCCUCGACACCGACUUCGCCAAGAUGGACUCUGGUGACGACAGAUCAAGCACAGGAGGUCAGUCAGACCAAGGCUAUGACUCCCUAUCCAAAGAGGAGGUGCGACUGGUGGGAACCGAGGAGCAGCUGUGCCCUCCUAACGGAAAGGAGAAGGAGUCGGAGCGAGACGCUCGACCCUUGGAGCGCAGUGAAGCUUCUAGAAGACCAGAGCCCAUCUCUCUCCCUUCAACUCCCACCGCUAUUGUGCAGGAAGUCAGCGCUGUGGUCGACGCCGGGUCUGGGCACCGGGCCAUGCCAGCGAUGCCUCCCACGGCAGAGAGCGGCGAUGGGGGGACGCUCUCGGGAACGCUGCCCAAGAGCCGGAGGCCCAACUCCCUGGCCAUAUUCGGAGAGCGUCCGGCGCGGGCCGACCCGCCGACCGCCACGCCCGCCUCUGGGAACGCCUCCAGGAAGGAGGAGGAAGAGGAGGAGGAAGACGUGGGUGCCGAAGGCGCCGCGGCCAAAGCUAGCGCGGAGCGCAGCGCGAGCUGUGGCGUCGUCGUGGAGACGGGCGGGGCCGCCGUCACCGUGGUAUCGGCUCGGAGGAGAGCGGGCGCCGGGAUGGCGAGGAGCGUCAGCGUGGGCACGGGGCUCAGCGGCGCCGCCAUCAAGCGCGUGGACAUCCGGGCCGGCUUCGACCCGCUCUCCCUGCUCGCCGCCGAGACGCCAACACCAACGCCGACGCCCGCGCACACCCCCGCGAUCGCCCGCGCCCAGACGCCAGCCGACGGAGACGGAGACGGAGAGGUGGACGCGCCGGACACCCCCACCACCCGCCGCCACCUGGCCGAGGAGAUCAAGCUGCACAUGGACAACCUGAGCAGCCCCGUCAGUGACCGCCCGCACAGCCUGGACCAGCGGGGCCCGCUGACCCCCGUCCGCUCCCCUUGCGGCUCCCCCAGACAAUCGGGCUCCUCUAAGCCCCGGGGGACCCCCCAGCAGCAGCCCCCCCUGCCCCAGUCGCCCCUGCAGCCCCAGCCCCAGCUGCGCAGCCGCCUGUUCUCCUCGCCCUCCAUGCCCCAGGGGGGGUCGCGGCGGCCCAAGGAGCGGCCCACCUCCCUGAUCUCGCCCUCCUCGCCCUCCCCCACGCCCUCCUCCUUCUCCAUGGACUCGCUCUUCACCCCCACCCUCGACGUCUUCAAGAGCAGCUUCCUGUCGGCGGGCAAGGGCGUGGCAGAGAAGGCCAGCAGGCUCUACUCGCGCCUCUCAUCACAGACCUCCCUGCAGCAGGAUGCCAACUCGGACCGGGUCAGCAUCUCGUCCAUGGGCUCGGGCGACCCCGAGUGCUUCUCGCUGUUUGACGGCGACGCGUGCAUCGACCCGGACGGUUUCACGUCGCCCAAGCGAGACGGCGGCCUGCUCCUGUCACGACCCAGGCGGAGUCCGCGCAGGACCAGUCAGAACCAGGACAGCCCCACAGCGCCCCCUAGGCUCUUCCGUCAAUCCUCCUUCUACGGCUCUUCGGCCGCCCUCUCCAAGCCUCCGCACACUCCAGACUCGUCUCCAGACAACGGACGCUCCGCCGCCCAGCAGACCUACGCCAUCGAGGUCCUGAUGUCCAGCUGCUCGCGCUGUAACACCUGUGAGUGCCUGGUGUAUGACGAGGAGAUCAUGGCGGGCUGGACGGCGGACGACUCCAACCUCAACAGCACCUGCCCCUUCUGUGGCUCUCCAUUCCUGCCCCUCCUGGACGUGGAGAUCAGAGACCUGCGCACGCAGAGGAGGUCUUCUCCCCAAGAGGCGUCCUCAUCCUGCAGUAACCAGAGCCCUGAGAGCACAGGCCAGACCCCAGAGAGCCCAGACAACGCCCCUGCCACUGACCACAGCCCCCCACAACAAAUGGACCCGUCGGUCACAACCAGUGACAACAGCCCCCCACAACACGAGGACCUGCCGGUCACAUCGAAUGACCAGAGCCCCCCACAACCCAAGGACCUGCCGGUCACAUCGAAUGACCAGAGCCCCCCACAAGACGAGGACCUGCCGGUCACAUCGAAUGACCAGACCUCUGCUGAUGCUCCUGCCAGCUUGGCUAAAUCUUCAGCGGAGCGCGUGUGCGUGCCCUACCUGAGUCCGCUGGUGCUGUGGAAGGAGCUGGAGUCUCUGCUGGAGAACGAGGGCGACCAGGCGCUCUGCUCGGCCGCCGUGGUGGACCAGCACCCCAUCGUCUUCUGGAACCUCGUCUGGUUCUUCCGCCGCCUCGACCUGCCCAGCUGCCUGCCCCCGCUCAUCCUCAGCUCGCAGCACUGUCUCCAAGACGACCAGGGCUCUCAGAGUGGUUCUUCAGAGGAGAGCAAGAAUGUUCUGGUCCAGAUUCUGUGGGACAAUCCCAGACUGCACCAGGACCCCAUCCAGCCCUGCUACAAGCUCUGGAACAAACAUUGUGUGAGUGCGUGUGGUCCGGCUCCUCUGUGGGAGGAGGAGAGUCCAGAGCAGGCGGUCAGCCUGGAGCUGCUGCAGAGCGUGGUCAAGAGCAUCAAGAGGAACGACGUCUACCAGCCCAUGAGCCAGGUCCUCCAGCAGCUCGGAGACCGCCUGGGCUUCGUCAGACAGAGGAGUCUUUACCGAGAGCUUCUCUUCUUGUCUUUGGUGUCCUUGGGCAAGAACAGUGUGAACAUUGAUGCCUUCGACCGCGAGUAUAAGAUGGCGUACGAUCGCCUGACCCCAGGUCAGGUGAAGCUGACGCAUAACUGUGACCGUCCACCCAGCGCUGGGGUGAUGGAGUGUCGCCGGACCUUCGGCCUCCCCAGCCUGUGACUCCCCCGUGUGGACACCAACCCCCACCCCCAACCCCUCCCCAUCUAACCCCCACCCUCCAUCCUCCAAUCCCACCUCUCGCGCUCUGCCCAGGCCUCCGCCUAGACGCCCCCCACACUGCUACAUCCCUCCUGCACGCCUGUCCCUCCUCUCCCUGGAGAGAAGACUGGAGGCUUGAACUUGGUGGACAUGAAAACCUCUUAGACGUGGGCAGGAGUCGUCCCAUCCCCUACUCCCUCCUUCCCUCCAUCUCACUUUCCCUCCUCCCCUCCGCACGUAUUCCCUCCUUUUAACUGGAAACUUCCGCUCGACCAAAGCCACCUCCAUGCUGCUCCCACAUGACACGUAGCCAGGUACACCAUGGAGAAUCCCCCCCCCCCUCCCCCCCUCCCUUUGUCCUUCUUGAAGACUGUUCCCCGAUGUCUGGUCUGGUCUUGUCUGGUUUGUCUGUCUGCUUUUGCCGGGAACUUCUCUUUUGUCUGUCAGAUAUCCUUCUCCCUCCCUCUCUCUCUCACUCUCUCUCUCUCUCUUUCAAGCACUCUCCACCACCUGACCAAUGGACCUUUAUAGUUCUGUAUGUUCCCCGCUGUACACAAUAACCCACUAGAUCCACUCAGGAAAAAAAAGAAGAAAUUAAAGAAAUAGUUUCCGCUAUUUUCACUACAGGUCACAGUAGAUUAGGAGCAAUAAUGUGCUCAGGUCAUAGCCUCCGGUCCAGCCAGAGACCACAAAAACCGUCUCCACUGGACACAGAGAUUUUGGGACCAGUAGAAUUUUCACAACAGUGUUUAGCCACUCAAGUCUCAUAUUUGUAAGGAAGCACUUAGCGUAUAAGCACAAAGACUAUCACCCUCAGAGCAGUGCUAGCCAGCUAGCUGUCCUGCUCACAUUCCUCUCCAUGUUGUUACAUUAGCAAUUAGACACCAGCCCUGUUUUACUCUUAGCACAUGUAAAAUAGCUAACAUCUGAUUGGUCCAAAAAAAGUUUCUCAACCAAUCAUUAGGGGUGUUGUUAGUUUUGCAGGAGCUAAAGGUCUCUACACAUGCUGUGAGUAAUUCAGGGCCUCUUGGUGGUACUACAGGGGCACUUGUGUUUGAAAAUCACAUACAAAUAUGUAAUUCUGUAGAUAAUCGAUUAUUAUUGUUAUUAUUAUUAUAUUGCUGACAAUAUUUGUAUCAUACAGGUAUAUUUUAAGAUGGAUGUUUGCUAUAAUCGACUUUAUGUUCAUUUGUAAAAAUGAAAUGUUGAUAUGACGUGGGACUUAUUUUGCGAGAGUGCGGUUUGUUCAUGUGAUUUGUGGUGGUCCUGGUGACCACUUUGCGUGGGCCGUGUCGUGUGAGUGUCGUAAACAUGACUGUGUUCUAAGUGCUGAAGAACAAAACUGGACCAAAAAAAAAGGCAACUGGGGGUUGUGUAGAAAAUGGCCCCCUACAAUGGGUAGAUAAAUGUGUGUUUAGGCCCACUUAUGAACUGAAGAGACUCCAUCACAGAUGGAAAGAUAUGUGGACUCUGUUGACAACUGGAAUAGAGAAGCUGCUGGAGACAUUGGUAUCACAUCUCUUUCCCUCUGGGAAAAAAAGUGAAAGCAUUGACUGUUGAUUGAAAUUGUUUAAAGUAUAAAUUCCACUUUAUCUUAAUAUUUUAUCCUUACUAUGGUGAACGUGAAAUGCAAUAUUGCCAUGUUUGUUUUUAGAAUGACAUAACAUGGCCAGAGCGAUGAGCCCAUAUGCAGUCAGAAACACUGCAGUAGGUACAAGUAUGAACACAUGAUAUAUCCAAGAUGGCUGCUGGUACUGACAUAGAGCUGACCUUGACUUGACAUAGAAUCUGGCCCUGACUUGGCAUGGAGUCAUGGAUGACUGUGUUAGGAUUGGGCCAAAAUGGCUCCAAAUGCGGCGACCAUCUUGGACAGUGACUCUUAAAAGUAUUAUAAAAGUUCUGCUUUGCACACAACUAGCCGGCAGCUGGAGAGUGCCGAGCUGCCUCUGCCAAUUUGUCAGUGUUAAAUCUACAUGAGUUAAUUUAGUCAUGUGGUCCUCUGGUGAGCUUAAGCUGCAGCAGCACUGCUGGAUGGUUAUGAAGUGGAGGACACUUACGGUACAGAAACAUUUGCACUGAAAUACAAACACAUGCUAUUCACACAUACACAUACUGUACACAUACAUACAGAGAUUACACAAAUACUGCCAGGUUUUUUCUAAAUGAGUGAAAUCUUACUUCAAAGAUCAGCUUCAAUUUGUUGAACUCAAUUGUUUAUUGACUGAAUAUACAAUCACAGAAUGAAAAUGAAACAAAACAAAAACAAAAACAAAUGUCCUUUGAGACUGCCUUUGGCUAUAGUUGAGAUGUUUUGACUGUUUUGCUGCCAUCCGCCACAUAUGGUACUAGUGAAGUUUACAGUGGCAAAGAUCAACAGCCAAACUUUUCUUACAGCAAAUUCUAAGUAAAAAUCAUUUGACUAUUCUGUAUCCAGCUCACAGCGAUAUAUAUCUACUGAAAUGUGUUUUUUUUGUAAACUGAACUGUGUUGGGCCAAUGUCUUACACCCAUACACAUAUCAUAUAUUUGUUUUAUUCCUGUUAUUUAUAUUUGUAUGCUCAUUAUGAUUUGGAGUCUGGACUGGAUCUUCAGAACAAUGUUUAUAACUGUAAAUAAAACACUAGUG
This is a messenger RNA of Sardina pilchardus (European sardine), 8506 nucleotides long. It is a transcript of the gene dennd4a, whose product is annotated as DENN/MADD domain containing 4A. Gene Ontology annotation, biological process: regulation of Rab protein signal transduction. Gene Ontology annotation, cellular component: cytoplasmic vesicle. The transcript is spliced from 32 exons. The record is from RefSeq and is a predicted model, not a curated record. Lineage: Eukaryota; Metazoa; Chordata; Actinopteri; Clupeiformes; Clupeidae. The coding region runs from base 221 to 5842 and encodes 1873 amino acids. Gene Ontology annotation, molecular function: protein binding.